AAAUGGAGGAGCAAAAUGCUGGACCUGGGAUUGAAGAUUUAUAAAGGAUUAUGGGAUUAUGUACUGAAGAGCCAGCAGGCGGAAUGCCUGAGUGACUGAAGAAAAUGGGUGCUAAUGCAUCUAACUACCCUCACUCGUGUUCCCCAAGGGUAGGGGGAAAUUCACAGGCACAACAGACAUUCAUAGGGACAUCAUCCUACUCUCAUCAAGGUUAUGGCUGUGAAUCAAAGCUCUAUAGCCUUGACCAUGGCCAUGAGAAGCCUCAAGACAAGAAAAAGAAAACCUCUGGCCUUGCCACCCUCAAGAAGAAAUUCAUUAAGCGUCGGAAAUCGAGCCGGUCUGCUGAUCACGCCAAGCAGAUGCGCGAGCUCCUCUCAGGCUGGGAUGUCAGAGAUGUUAAUGCUUUAGUAGAAGAAUACGAAGGAACGUCAGCCUUAAAGGAACUUUAUCUACAAGCUAAUUUGGCAAGACCAGAAGCCAGGACGCUACAAAAAGACAUGGCUGAACUUUAUCAGUACAAGUAUUGUACCGAUGUAGACUUAAUAUUUCAAGAAACUUGUUUUCCUGUGCAUCGUGCGAUCUUGGCGGCAAGAUGUCCAUUUUUUAAAACGCUGCUUUCUUCCUCACCGGAAUAUGGGGCAGAAAUAAUAAUGGAUAUUAACACAGCUGGCAUAGAUAUGCCUAUGUUUUCUGCUUUGUUACACUACCUUUAUACGGGCGAGUUUGGAAUGGAGGAUUCAAGAUUCCAAAACGUUGAUAUCCUUGUUCAGCUUAGUGAAGAGUUUGGAACACCGAAUUCCUUAGAUGUUGACAUGCGCGCACUGUUUGAUUAUAUGUGCUACUACGAUGUGGUUCUUAGCUUUUCAUCCAACUCUGACUUAGUUGAAACUUUUGGUGGAGGUCAGAACUGUCUAGAUGAAGAGCUCAGAGCUCACAAAGCUAUUAUUUCAUCACGAUCUCCGUUUUUUCGUCACUUGCUGCAGAGGAGGAUACGAACUGGUGAAGAAAUCACAGACCGAACUCUACGAACUCCAACUAGAAUUAUAUUGGAUGAAUCUAUCAUACCAAAAAAAUAUGCUAAGGUCAUUUUGAACUGUAUGUAUACAGAUGUGGUGGACCUCUCGGUUUUGCACUCCAGUCCCUCAGUGGGCAGUUUAAGCGAAGUUCAGGCUCUUGUAGCAGGAAAACUAAACAUGACUAGGGCUGAAGAAGCUAUGGAGCUUUAUCACAUAGCACUGUUCUUGGAGUUUAACAUGCUUGCACAAGGCUGUGAAGAUAUUAUUGCUGAGAGCAUCUCCCUAGACACCUUAAUUGCCAUUCUGAAGUGGAGCUCUCAGCCAUACGGUUCCAAGUGGGUACAUCGUCAAGCACUGCAUUUCCUCUGUGAGGAGUUUACCCAGGUCAUGACUUCAGAGGUGUUCUAUGAGCUUAGCAAGGACCACCUGCUCACAGCUAUUCAGUCUGACUAUUUACAGGCAAGUGAACAAGAUAUUCUUAAAUACCUGAUUAAAUGGGGAGAACAUCAGUUGAUGAAGAGAAUAGCAGAUCGAGAACCUAAUUUACUCAGUGGUACUGCUCACAGUGUGAAUAAAAGAGGUGUGAAGAGGAGAGAUCUGGACAUUGAGGAGCUGAGGGAGAUCCUGUCUCCGCUUCUACCUUUUGUCCGCAUUGAGCACAUCUUACCCAUGAAUAGUGAAGUACUGAGUGAUGCAAUGAAGAGAGGCCUGAUUAGUACUCCUCCUUCAGACAUGCUACCAACAUCAGAAGGUGGAAAGUCAAAUGCCUGGCUGCGGCAAAAAAAUGCUGGGAUAUAUGUGCGGCCAAGACUGUUCUCGCCAUAUGUGGAGGAGGCUAAGAUCUUGAUGAAAUUCCACCGGAAACAAAGCAGCGUUCUGAGGGAAACCUCCCUGGUUUCCAGCCAGUUUGCCGGCCCAGCUCCUCGGCAGCCCUCCUGGCAGGCGGAUGGCAAGUCUGUGCUGGAUGAGAUGAUGGUGGAACAAACAGAUCUCGUUCGUUUGCGGAUGGUCCGAAUGUCCAACGUGCCCGACACCCUUUACAUGGUGAACAAUGCGGUGCCGCAGUGCUGCCAUAUGAUAACCCACCAGCAAGUCAGCACUAACCAGACCAGUCCUCCCUCAGUCAUAGCCAACGAGAUCCCAGUUCCCAGUCUCCUCGUAGUGAAGGAGAUGAUCAAGCGGCUGCAGGAGCUGCGUCACACGGAGCAGGUGCAGAGAGCGUACGCCCUCAACUGCGGAGAAGGCGCCACAGUCAGCUACGAGAUUCAGAUCCGUGUGCUGCGGGAAUUCGGGCUUUCUGAUGCUGCUGCUGAACUUCUGCAGAAUCCUCACAAAUUCUUUCCUGAUGAGCGAUUUGGGGAUGAAAGCCCCCUCCUGACAAUGAGACAGUCUGGAAGGUGUCGUGUUAACAGCACUCCCACUGCAGAAACCAUGUUUACAGAAUUGGACUCUUUUGUGGCCUUCCAUCCACCACUGCCCCCUCCUCCACCUCCAUACCACCCACCAGCAACUCCUAUUCAUAACCAGUUCAAAGUGGGCUGGAAACAAAGGGUGCCAAGUCAACAUCCCUCACGUUCCUUCUCUUACCCUUGUAACCACUCGCUGUUCCACUCCCGCACCGCCCCCAAAGCUGCACCGCCUGUCUACUUGCCUGGUGUGAAGGCAGCGCCUCCUGACUGCACUAACACCACGGGUCUGGGGCGACAAACGGUGGCAGCAGCAGCAGCAGUGAUGGCAGCUGAGAAACAAGUGUGUACUCAGCCCUUGCUAAAUGAACUGAUGCCAGAUAUUGCCAUGGGCGUGUCAGCGAUGUCUUUGAAGGACAGAAGAUUACCAGAGCUCACUGUCGACACAGAGUUAAGCCAGGCGGUUACAGAGCUGCUCAUACGUGGGGAUAGUGAAGACCAGAUUUGUGGAUUCCUGCUGACUCGGAGUGUCAGGAAGACAAGGCAUAGUCCACAACCUUCGCUGUUGCCUGAACAUGAGGGAGGGUUCCCUCUCCCGGAGGUGCCGAGGUGACUGUCCAUUGCCUUGCUUUCUCCUGCCCACGGUUACAAAAGGGCUUCACUCUUGGAUAUCUUUCAGUGUUCCUUACCUGAUCUCGUGUGUCGCUGACUCCGUGAUUGCAGCUCUUCUGGGAGCAGAAUCCUAGUGAAGAGUCUCUGCUUUAGCAUCAUGACAGGUGUGAAGCUUUAGCACUCUUAAAUUAUGCCUCCAUUUCCUGAGUUUGCUUUUGGAAAGCACAGAAAUGAGAUGUGAGGAGGGAAUGAUGGUGAUCUGGGCUGGCUCCUGUCCCUGGGGUGGGGUUCAGCAAUGCCCCGGGGGGGAAUGGUUGCAGUUAUGAAGUGCAUCCUUAAUACUCACUGUGCAGUUCUAGCAAGAGAUUCAUUGCAUUCAGGAUAGGGAUCUGAUGCCACUGCAGUGUAGUGAUUGCUGGUAAAGGCCUGUUUGGGGGUUUUAAAUGCAGUUUCUAUAAUAAAUUUCCCUGCAGUAGAACACUUUAGUACCAUCUGUGACCUAAGGACUUCUUUAAGGUUAUGUUGAGUGGAUUCCUGCAGCUCAAAAUUUCUUAAUACUGUUUUAACAGAAAUCUUGCUGCAACUUUACUUUUGGUUUUAGUUGAUGGCAGACUCUUAACUAAUGUGUUUCAUUAAAGUAUGCUGCGUCUCUUGCAUAUGCAUCUGUAAACCUCCUGCUUUUAUGGAAGCUCUGCAGAUGCUCCUUUUGAGAUGCAGCCAUGGAAAAUGUGGUGUAGGAUUGGAGCAGAAACUGCGCAGGUGAUGUGUCUUGUGGGUGAGGGGAGAUUUCUUUCUUUUUUACCUCUGUCAGCCUUUUUUAAGCUGUUUUUUUGCCCACAGUCAAGGCAGUUGGUGAUCCUGGCUUCAUCACCUGUAUGUGGGAUUUCCACGGGACUGCAGUGUAGAACGUUGAUAAAUGCAAGGUGUCAGUGUGGGGGUGGUGCUGCUGCAGAUUGGGGACUGAGGUUCAUGGGGUUUCUUGUGAAGAUCCGAGCACGGUGCUAUCCAACUGCAUAGCUGUAACCGCACACGAGGGUCUCAUCCUCGCCAGAAGCGUUAACUUUCAUCUCGCACAAGAACCCUGAAACUCCCUGCACUUGCAUCGUGUGUGUUGGCGGCUUAGUUACUAAAAAGUUAGAGCUGUCCUCAGAAGACUGAUUAUUCUGAAUAAUUUAUUUUUACCUAAAACCGAUAGAUGUACUUCAGGAAAACUAUUUUAGUUAUCACCGUUUGAUGUGGCACUGUGUACCUGGACAGAGGUGGGGCUGAUAAAACAGAUAAAACUUUAAGGCUUGAAAUUUUGUAGGGGUUUGGCUGAUGAAGACAAGAAGUUUUGAGGUUAUGGUUUGAGGAAAAUCAUGAAAUGCUAUGGCUUUUGAAUAAGCUGGUGAGAAAUGCCUCAGGGGAGGACAUGUCUGCAUUUUAGAAUAUAAAAUUGCUUCUGAAGUCUCAGGAGCUGAGCAGUAUUCAAAAAAGAAUCAAGUGUUUAAAAGUAGGUGCAGAAUGAAAGACAAGUCUUUCUGAGGCCACAGAGACAAUCAGGCCAUGUAGACAAUCUGUUUUCACUUGUAUAUUUUGAGUUGGGAAGAAGAUGGCAGCUAAUGGCAGCUGAUUUGAAGAGGAAAAGAAGGAUUUGUUGAGUUACUGGAACUGGACUAUUUUACUCCAGUGUCGGAUUUCCUAUUUAGUUGGAUGUGCAGAGGGAGGGGAGAAACCAUCUUUUCUUGGAAGCAUUAUUCAGAAGCCAGUGUUCAUACGACAUCUCACUCGCACAACAUGCGUACCUGUGCUACCUGCUACUUCUUGUUCUCUGUCUACUGAAACUUUGGUGCAGAAGCUCCUUGUUUACAUGAAGCACUUUCUGAUUAGGCUGGAAAUUGACACCUUUUCCUCCUAUAAAUUAGAUGGAGAUGACAGAUUACUGGCUAUUUUGCUUGGAUAGAGGUAUAAACGUUGUUUUCUCGAAUGAGGGAGACUCGUGCUCCUUGUUCUAUUAGAGAGAGAGCUCAGACUUGCAUUUAGUGAGCAGCAUGCAAAAACUUAUUCCCUUUUCCCCAAGUACCCUUUCUCUUUUCCUUAAUAUAUGGAUGAAUAACUUAAUUCCUGAAACACAUUCUUUCCUUUAAAAUGUUUUGUUGUUCUACGGAAUUGCUGUAGUUGUGUUUAAGUAACUGCUGUGUUGAUUGGCAGUUUCCUGUUGUAUUUUUCCUGUUCUUAAGGAGUUUCUCUUAUGAAAAUUAAGGCUGUGGCCACCUGUACUUGUAAAGCCUUGGGUUUUAGUUAUGGAACGUCCCAAAUGUUUGUCUUAGGUUUUUCUUUGGUCUGAGUUUGGUGGGAGUUUUGAGGGGGUUGGGUGUUUAAUUUUGUUUGGAUUUUUGGUUUGUUUGUUUUGGUUGGGGUUUUUGGUUGGGUUUUUUGUUUGUUUGUUUGUUUGAAAAAACACUAAAGCUGUUUGAGGCACUGUUCAUUCUUCUAAUAAUUCUAUGCUUCUAUGGUAGAGGUGGUGCUGAGCCCUGUGGGAUACAGGGAACAGCUGAGAGGGAAACUUGUAAAACCGCACUUGGGGUUUCUGUAAUUACCUGUACUGCCAGGAGGCAGCCCUGUCUUCGGCAGCAUUAUGGAUUUGUUUCUUGUCCUUGUGUUGUUACUGGUAUAAAGUCAAGUGCCUUCAAUGCUAAAGGCUCAGAAAACUUUCUUAAACUGACUUCAUGUCCUAUGCAAGUGUUUUUUCUACAACCUGCAUAACCAGUACUUUGUAAAACUUGUUUACGCUUCAAUUGUACAUAGUGUUUUUAAAAAAAAAUAGUAUUUUUAUUUAGGUACCUCCAAACUUGAAUUCUAGUCUUGUGUGAUGCAUUGUAAAACAAUACAUUUCUCUUUUGAGUACCAUUACAGUUGUAAAAAGGUUUUCACUGGUUCUAUUUUUCUACUGUUGCUGAGAAGCAUGUAACACUGACUUUAUCCUACGUAUAGUUGGCAUUUCAAAUAAAUGGCUUGUAUAGAA
Molecule: messenger RNA, 6038 nt
Organism: Myiozetetes cayanensis
Lineage: Eukaryota; Metazoa; Chordata; Aves; Passeriformes; Tyrannidae
Gene: BTBD7
Product: BTB domain containing 7
Exons: 12
Coding region: 105-3035 (976 amino acids)
Biological process (GO): morphogenesis of a branching epithelium
Molecular function (GO): protein binding
Source: RefSeq, a predicted model, not a curated record